AUGGAAGUGACACUUUUUGGGGGUAAAGGCCUCUUGAGCACACACUUAUUCGGUAGGAUAGAUCCAUAUGUUGUGAUUCAGUAUGGAAAUGAAGAGCACAUCAGCAAAAUAGCUCAUGAAAUAGGACAAGGUAGCAAGCCAGAGUGGAAUGAACGGUUCAAAUUCAAGGUACAUUACCCAGCAGACGCAGGAGACGAUAACCAACGAAAAUAUAAGCUCUUUCUUCAAAUUAUGGACCACGACAGAUUCACUAGAGAUGACUACCUUGGCCAAACCACGAUAUAUGUGAAGGAGCUACUUGAGUUAGGUGUAGAGAAUGGAAAAGCUGAACUUGGUACUCAAAAGUACAGGGUUGUUUUAAAAGAUGGAACUUACUAUGGUGAAAUUCGAGUUGGAAUCAGUUUUAGUACUGCCACAGGUUUGUAUUUUAAUAAAAUUUAA
Erythranthe guttata (spotted monkey flower) is the source of this 441-nucleotide messenger RNA. The record is from RefSeq and is a predicted model, not a curated record. Lineage: Eukaryota; Viridiplantae; Streptophyta; Magnoliopsida; Lamiales; Phrymaceae.